AUGUCUCGCAACAUCUCUGUUGCCGUCUACGGUGUCAUCAUGACGGCUGGCGUCAUUGCGCUGACCGUGCUCAACAUCAUGGGUACAACCUACCAGCUGCUCUACGGCUGCGUCAGCAUCUCGGUUAUCCUGUGCGCGACCGGCUUCCUCUGCAUCCCUAUGACGAUCAUGAAGGCCAACUUCUUCGGGUGGUGCCAGCAGGUGUGCUACAUCCUCAUCUCUGGCGGGACGGACAACUUCUGCAUGUCGGAUGCCAGCUGUCUGCCGGACGGGCCACACUUCUCUCAGACAUUCUACAACACCGUCGGCGCCGUCAUUGGCAACGCUGCCGGCGUGCUUGGUGUGUACCUGUUCGCGCGCGUCUUCUCGAAGCAGAGCUACCGCGUCACGCUAAUCUGCACCACUCUUGUCCAGAUUCUUGCAAGCAUCUUUGACAUCAUCAUUGUCGAGCGAUGGAACUUGUACAUCGGCAUCCCGGACCACGCCAUGUACAUCAUGGGUGAUGCUAUCGUGUACGAGGUGUGCAAGAUGCUGAACUUCAUGCCACUGAACAUGCUCAUCUCGCGCCUCUGUCCGAAGGGGUGUGAGAGCACGAUGUUUGCAAUUUUGGCGAGCUUCAGCAACAUGGGUGCAUCGACGUCGUCCACGAUUGGCGCGAUUCUGAUGGAAACGGUGUGGCCUCUCUCCUCCAGCCUGCCGUGCGACUUCAGCAACCUGCGCUGGCUGCACAUCUCCGGCCACUUCAUCACACCGCUCAUCGCCAUUCCACUAGCGUCUGUGCGCAUCCCAGGCACCAGCAUUCGCAGCUCCCUGGCCUCGAAGGAGAGGACACCUCUAUUGUCUACAAGGGGCCGAUUACGAAUGGAAAGGGGCUUGCGUCUGGAAAGGACAAGGAUCCCGUCCUGA
Molecule: messenger RNA, 906 nt
Organism: Leishmania major strain Friedlin
Lineage: Eukaryota; Euglenozoa; Kinetoplastea; Trypanosomatida; Trypanosomatidae
Product: putative pteridine transporter (truncated)
Exons: 1
Coding region: 1-906 (301 amino acids)
Cellular component (GO): membrane
Source: RefSeq, a predicted model, not a curated record